AUGGAAAAACUCCUCCUGCUCCAGUACUCCACUACUCCCAUUAUCUGGGUGUGUAUAUUGGGCCCCAUGUCUUAUAAGAGUUGAAUAUUAGAGGGCUGCCAGACACCCAGCUGGCCUGUGGAGACAACCCGCCCCUGGAGAGACAGAGCCAGGGGUUCGACACAGGAGGAGGAGGAGACAGCAAGUCCCUGGCCUACAACAACCAGAUACAGGAAGUGACAUCAGAACCCAGUAUAGGGGAAGGUCAACUGCAAAAGGACAAGGAGGCAGGCCUCCGAGGUAACCAGGAGACGUCUGCAGCGCGGAGGAGGGGGGCCGACGGAGAAUGGAGGGCAAGGUGUGUGUGGGGAAUGGUGGGAUGUCAUUUUGGAUUUUGUUAAAUUCGGGGGGGUUUCUCAUCAGGUUCUGAAAAAUCUAUUAUUUCUGUUCAAGUUUUUUGAUAAUAAGACCGAAGAGGCAUUAACUGCCAGUUAAUCAUACAGUGCAAAACAGUUCCUAUGUGCUUCCGUGAACAAAGAAAAUAAAGUAUCCAAAAAAAGACUUAGGCUACUUCUCAGGAGUUCCCACCUUUGUAGUUAUAGUAUCUAUUGACACAUGCUAAAUAUAAUUUGGCACUCUGCGUCAGUUGAGCGAUACAGUCUACCACUAAAGCCUGAUGAGUAAAAUGAGAUGCAUGUCUUGUCCAACAAUGCAUGGUCUUGGCUUCCUGAAGGGUUAAAUAGAAAGCCGGCUUGGGUGACCCUAUGUUAUUACUGUAGCAACCUGAGCCUUUGUGAAUAGCGGAGUUGAAGGCUCACACAUGAAUAGGGACUUAAGAACCAUUGUACUAUGCUAAACAUACCUAAAUUCAAGUGUGUGUAUGCGUGCACGUACUUUACGAGUAUAUGCAUGUGUGUGUUUACGUGUGUGUGCGUGUGCGUGUGUGUGCGAGUGUAUGCAUACUUGUGUGUGUGUUUCAAUCCAUAUUUCUAGGUAGAGCAGGUGUGUGUCUGGAGGAGCGUUACCUCAGUGGGAGCAGGAGGAGGUCAUCCCUCAGGGUGGUGUUGUUACUACCGUACCCAGAGAGGGAGAGGGACAAGCGGACAGAGGAGCCCAGGGCCCUUCUUUUUCUUUGGAGGAGGGAACAGGGCCUCCAUGUGAGUCACUCCCCUAUACCAAUGACGUGA
Messenger RNA from Coregonus sp. 'balchen', 1166 nucleotides. The record is from the annotation of a GenBank genome assembly. NCBI's taxonomy places the organism in Eukaryota, Metazoa, Chordata, Actinopteri, Salmoniformes, Salmonidae.